UUCUUUCUGGUCCGUCACUUCUCACUCUUCACUCUCAUCUCACCACAAACCCUAGCCUGUAAUUUCCCAUGAUUCCUCUCCGUCUCUUCCACUGAACUUUUCUCAAAUCUCUCGUAGAAAGACAAUUAUCGAAUUAACUCAGGGGCUGUACUAAAGCGUUGGUGAUGGCGGCUUCCACCAGCCAGGUCUACAUCGAUGUAAUCGAGGAUGUCAUGGUCAAAGUCCGAGACGAGUUCGUCAAUAACGGAGGUCCCGGCGAGGAAGUUCUCAGGGAACUUCAAGCUAUGUGGGAAUCAAAGAUGAUGCAAGCUGGCGCUGUGCUGGGUCCCAUAGAAAGGUCUACUGCGGCUAAGCCAACUCCCGGUGGUCCUAUUACUCCUGUUCAUGAUCUUAAUAUGCCGUAUGAGGGACCGUACGAGGGGACCGAGGAGUAUGAGACUGAGACUCCUACUGCUGAAAUGCUUUUUCCCCCUACGCCAUUGCAAACGCCAAUUCAGACCCCUUUACCUGUGACUGGGGAUAACUCAACUUAUAACAUUCCUACUGGACCAAGUGACUAUCCCUCCUCUGGAAAUGAUAAUGGAAAUGCUGAUGGGAAAGGAGGAAGACCUGCUCCAUACAUGCAACCUACUUCUCCUUGGAUGAACCCGAGGCCCUCACUUGAUGUCAAUGUUGCUUAUGUGGAAGGGCGGGAUGAGGCAGACAGAGGAACUUCUAAUCAACCUCUGACACAGGACUUCUUCACUAUGUCAUCAGGAAAGAGAAAACGCAAUGAUUUGACUUCUCAAUAUAAUGCUGGUGGAUAUAUACCUCAACAAGAUGGAGCUGGGGAUGCGACUCUUGGAGAUUUUGAAAUUGAGGUAAAUGGGGGGCACAUCUCCAUUAAUGCACAUCACACUAUUUCGAAAGGGAAAAUGCCAGCAGAUUUGGAGAGGUUGACUUCUACAAUUCCUCAACUUGAUGGACCAAUUCCAUAUGAUGAGGAUGUGCUUUCUCCUCCAAAUGUAUACAACUAUGGAGAAGUGUUCAGUGAAGACUACAACAUUUCUAAUACGCCAGCUCCUCCUGAAGUGCCAGCUAGCACCCCUGCUCUUGUGGCUCAGAAUGAAGCGGGAAAUGAUUAUGAUGACGACGAUGAUGAACCUCCAUUAAAUGAAGAAGAUGAUGAUGAUUUGGAUGACAUAGAACAAGUAGAUGAUCAAAAUACACAUCAUCUUGUUUUGGCACAGUUUGAUAAGGUGACUCGUACCAAGAGCAGGUGGAAAUGCACAUUAAAAGAUGGUAUCAUGCACAUAAAUAAUAAGGACAUUCUCUUCAACAAGGCGACAGGAGAGUUUGACUUCUGAUUUUGUUGGAGAUGGUGCUUUCUUGAACCAUGAUUCGGAAAUGUCAAGAGUGUUUCAUGAUCUUUCUUUGAUUAUAAUUAAGUGAAACAUUCAGGAAGAGAAAAAUCCUUUCACCCUUUCGAGACUGUUGUUUUCAUGUUGGCCUCCUGUACAUAGAGAAUGAGCAAUUUUUGGCCUUUACCUGAUAUUAGAGACUCGGGCAUUUCCUUGAGCCCCCCAUUUGUAGUAUGUGGUUCCUCUAGUUCUGUACACUUGGGCGCUUUGGUUAAUUUAAGAAUCCUUUGUCUGAUAAUGAUAGUUAAUUUUGGAUUGUGGUUC
Vigna angularis (adzuki bean) is the source of this 1664-nucleotide messenger RNA. RefSeq names its product transcription initiation factor IIA large subunit. The transcript is spliced from 11 exons. Gene Ontology annotation, biological process: transcription initiation at RNA polymerase II promoter; transcription by RNA polymerase II. The coding region runs from base 165 to 1346 and encodes 393 amino acids. Gene Ontology annotation, cellular component: transcription factor TFIIA complex. The record is from RefSeq and is a predicted model, not a curated record. NCBI's taxonomy places the organism in Eukaryota, Viridiplantae, Streptophyta, Magnoliopsida, Fabales, Fabaceae.